CCGAUGGACCAUUAUAAAAUGCUGCCGGUCGGUCAAUUCGACCUUCUUCCAACCACAUACCUACCAGCUGGUCCCAAUGCCUUCCCUGCGUACUGUGGUGGUGGCCUCCGUCCUGGCCUGCGCUGCGGCCGGCCAGUAUUUCUCUCCCCAGCCUGAAGGUGUCACCGUCAUCGAUUCAAAGCAGUAUGAAGGUGCCAAGAUCUCCUACAAAAAUCCUGGAAUCUGUGAAACCACGCCGGGGGUCAAGUCGUUCUCUGGCUAUGUCCACCUUCCCCCGGGUACCCUCAAUGACCUUGGGGUGGACCAGCAAUACCCCAUAAAUACCUACUUCUGGUUCUUUGAGUCUCGAAACAACCCCGCCAACGCUCCACUGUCGAUCUGGAUGAACGGCGGCCCCGGUGGAUCGUCUAUUAUCGGUCUUCUUCAGGAAAAUGGCCCGUGUGUCGUCAACAAGGACUCGAAUUCGACGGAGAUCAACCCAUGGUCGUGGAACAACUAUGCCAACAUGCUGUACAUUGACCAGCCGAUCCAUACGGGAUUCAGCUAUGAUGUGGCUAUGAAUGGAACCUUCAAUGCGCUUACGGGUGAGUGGGAUGUUUCUGGGUUGCAGGAUGGAGUCCCCGAGCAAAACAACACCUUCUACGUGGGUACAUUCCCUAGCAUGAACAACCAGACCACCAUCAAUGGAACCGCCAACGCCGCCCGUGCCCUGUGGGUGUUCGCUCAGACAUGGUUCUCGGACUUCCCCGAGUACCAGCCCCAUGAUGACCGCGUCAGCAUCUGGACGGAGUCCUACGGAGGCCGCUAUGGUCCGGCUUUUGCAGCGUUCUUCCAAGACCAGAACCAGAAGAUUGCCAACGGCACUUUGUCGGGUCAUCCCAUCCACCUCGAUACCCUCGGCAUCAUCAACGGCUGCGUCGACUUGCUGGUGCAAGCGCCGAGCUUCCCCACAAUCGCCUACAACAACACCUACGGCAUCGAAGCCCUCAACCGCACCAUCUACGACGCCGCCAUGCACGCCUGGAGCAAGCCGGACGGCUGCAAAGACCAGAUCAUCCGGUGCCGCGCGGUGGCCGCCGCAGGCGAUCCAAAUAUGCACGGCAACAAUCAGACAGUCAACCAGGUCUGCCGGGACGCAGACGCGUACUGCAUCGACGAAGUUAAGGGCCCCUUCAAGAAGUACUCGGACCGGGGUUACUACGAUUUCGCGCAUUCCGCACAGGACCCAUUCCCCGAGCCCUAUUUCAUCGGAUAUCUCAACCAGCACUGGGUGCAGGCCGCGCUGGGCGUCCCCGUCAACUACACCCGCUCCGCCGAGAGUGUCUGGGAGGCGUUCCGGUCGACGGGCGACUACGCGCGGUCAGACCGCCGCCGCACCCUGAUCGAGGACCUUGGUGACGUGCUCGACUCCGGCGUCAAGGUGGCCCUCGUCUACGGCGACCGGGACUUCGCCUGCCCGUGGACCGGGGGCGAGGAGGUCAGCACGCGGGUGGACUUCGUCGGUGCGGAUAGCUUCCGCGCCGCGGGCUAUGCUGAGCUGAAGACCAACGCGUCGUACGUCGGCGGCUUAGUCCGCCAGGCUGGGAACUUCUCCUUCACCCGUGUCUACCAGGCGGGCCAUGAGGUGCCUGCCUACCAGCCGCAGACAGCGUAUGAGAUCUUCAACCGCGCCCUGUUUGAUCGGGACCUCGCCACGGGUAGGGUAUCCACUGUGGUGAACCCGGGGUACCAGAGCCAGGGACCCGAGUCGACGUGGGGCAUUAAGAAUGCGGUGCCUGAGGUCCCAGAGCCGGUAUGUUAUGUACUUGCUUUGCAGGAGACUUGCACCGAGGAGCAGAUUGAGAGCGUGGUCGAUGGGUCGGCGGUGAUCAAGGACUACCUUGUGGUUGGGAGGAAGUGAUUCGGAUGAUGUGACGUACGCUGUUGGACUUGAGGUGCAUUGUUGGUCAGAUUGUAGGUAUUUCUUGUCGAGUAUAAAAUCAAUCAAUGUAGGACGUGCAGUGCG
This is a messenger RNA of Aspergillus homomorphus CBS 101889, 2005 nucleotides long. RefSeq names its product putative carboxypeptidase S1 (gene cp1). Gene Ontology annotation, cellular component: fungal-type vacuole. Lineage: Eukaryota; Fungi; Ascomycota; Eurotiomycetes; Eurotiales; Aspergillaceae. Gene Ontology annotation, molecular function: serine-type carboxypeptidase activity. The record is from RefSeq and is a predicted model, not a curated record. The transcript has 2 exons. Bases 77 to 1900 code for a protein of 607 amino acids. Gene Ontology annotation, biological process: proteolysis.